CUUAGGAAAGUUUGUUUGUUGAUUCUCUCUCUCUUUGUCUCUCUGUCUCUCUCUAACAUCAGCUUAAGCAGGGCCUCAAAAGCUAGCCUAGCGUUGGAAGAAUCUUCUCUCUCUCUGUACAAUCUCUGAAUCUUCAUUCGAGUCAUAAGGGCUCAGCCCAUGGGUUCCAAUCCAGUUGAAGAUCUGAUAGAGGCUUCAUCACGGGUUCAUCUUUCUGGAUUUCACUUGAAUGGAUUGGACUCUAGAAAUUCAGAGGAGGAGCGACCAACAACCUCGGCAACUGAAAAUGCGCAUAAGCAACCUUUUGUCAUUGGAGUUGCUGGGGGCGCAGCAUCAGGGAAGACUACAGUUUGUGAUAUGAUCAUUGAGCAACUUCAUGAUCAGCGUGUUGUACUUGUUAACCAGGAUUCCUUUUAUCACAAUUUAACUCCAGAGGAGCUUACAAGAGUUCAUGAAUACAACUUUGACCAUCCUGAUGCUUUUGACACCGAGCAAUUAUUGUGUGCUAUGGAGAAGCUGAAGCAUGGGCAACCAAUAGAUAUUCCAAAAUAUGACUUCAAGAGUUACAAAAACAUCUGCCCAGCUAGAAGGGUUAAUCCUUCAGAUGUGAUUAUUUUGGAAGGUAUACUCAUUUUCCAUGAUCCUCGUGUCCGAGAUUUAAUGAGCAUGAAGAUCUUUGUUGAUGCAGAUGCUGAUGUACGCCUGGCAAGGAGAAUAAGGCGCGACACAGUUGAAAAGGAUAGAGAUAUCGGUAUGGUGCUUGAUCAGUACUCAAAAUUUGUGAAGCCUGCUUUUGAUGAUUUCAUUCUUCCAACAAAGAAGUAUGCUGAUAUUAUCAUUCCCCGCGGGGGAGACAACCAUGUAGCAAUUGAUCUGAUUGUUCAGCAUAUUCGGACAAAGCUUGGUCAACAUGAUCUUUGUAAAAUAUAUCCUAAUCUGUAUGUCAUUCAAUCAACUUUUCAGAUACGUGGUAUGCACACACUCAUACGUGAUGCUCAGACGACGACACAUGAUUUCAUCUUUUAUUCUGAUCGGCUGAUUCGUUUGGUUGUUGAACAUGGCCUGGGACAUCUUCCUUUUACAGAAAAGCAGGUGAUCACUCCAACUGAGUCAGUGUACACCGGUGUGGAUUUCUGUAAGAGGUUAUGUGGUGUCUCCGUAAUUAGAAGUGGCGAGAGCAUGGAGAAUGCUUUGCGAGCAUGUUGUAAAGGUAUCAAGAUUGGGAAGAUUCUUAUUCACAGAGAGGGUGACAAUGGUCAGCAGCUGAUUUAUGAAAAACUGCCGCAAGACAUCUCAGAGAGGCAUGUUCUAUUGUUGGAUCCCAUCCUAGGCACAGGGAAUUCAGCUGUUCAAGCUAUUUCAUUACUUUUGAAGAAGGGUGUACCAGAGUCCAACAUCAUAUUCCUUAAUCUCAUAUCUGCACCUCAAGGAGUGCAUGUGGUUUGCAAGCGGUUUCCAAGAAUUAAGAUUGUGACCUCAGAAAUUGAAAUUAGUUUAAAUGCAGAUUUCCGUGUUAUACCUGGCAUGGGCGAGUUUGGGGACCGAUACUUUGGCACAGAUGAUGAUUGACCACCAAGCAAUGGACCUCCUUUUUUUUUGGGAUGUGACAAUGGGUCCUCACUAUAGUUUUGGAAGGGAUGUAUAUUUGUCCAACCCAAUCAUAAGUUAAUUGCCCAGAGAACAGUUUGCUGAACUUUUUUUUUUUAACCAAUAAUGUCAUUAGUGCUGGACAUUUCUGUUUUGAAAUAUUUUUGGCUUCAAUAGACUUGCAUUUCCCAGCUUUCUCUGCUGUUUUAAACACGAGGCACACGCGAGAUUGUUUGGUGGGAUGCGUGAUUUACGCGAAUUGUGUUGGAUGUGUAUGGGAUUGUUGUCACGGGUGGUGAGGUUAUAUGUCCCCUUUAGUUUGCUAACCCUGUAUUUUGUGGUCUAGGCUGGUGUAAUCUUUCCAUUGACUGCUUGAAACUGAUUAGCUCCCUUCCUAUACUGUGUCAGCCCAGGCAGCUUAUAGUUGAUGAUGGUAUUAGAGGUACGUGUAUCAUUUAGUUGCUUUUGAAGUGAGGAGAAACAUUAGCACAAUGUAAGGUUGUUCCCUUGAUUGGAGUCGUUCGAGUUGUGAAAUUCAGUCUCUGCAUGUGUGAAAUAAUAUUCAUAUGAAUCUGAUUUACUCAAACUCGUUCUGAGAAAUAUCAAUGUAUUAUAGAUUGAACUACUUUUUUUAUUCUUUUUGCUUUUGAU
Molecule: messenger RNA, 2238 nt
Organism: Ilex paraguariensis (yerba mate)
Lineage: Eukaryota; Viridiplantae; Streptophyta; Magnoliopsida; Aquifoliales; Aquifoliaceae
Source: the annotation of a GenBank genome assembly